UAAACAACAUUAUAUAUCACACACAGCAUGCCAAUGCGACCACGUCUUAAUGAGCACUAAAACAUUAUCUUCUUAAAAUGGGCUCAUUCUUGUGUUUGCGUUCAGCCUAACUGACUCAGGCAAAGAGCGCGCGCAAGGGAACGAACAGCUAUCACCAGAAUUUCCCCUUUGGCAGUACCUGCUGAUUGGGUCCUAAAAGCAAGCUGGUUUUAACUUUUAAUAUUUGGCUCCUGUGUUCUGCCAUGACUAGUCGCAAAAUACUGUUUCUCUAACCUAUCACUAGUUUUAGGACAAGGUGAGACAUUUUGGUAAGCAGCGCAGAUUGUUUAGUUUUUUCUCUCAUUGAAAAACGAGUGUGCGCGUAUGAGCGCGCGUGUAUCUGGUGAAGAUGUUUAGCGAAACCUUUUUAAGGAUGAUAUACCUUGGAUGUUUCCUGUUUCUUUGUGGGCUUACGCAUGCCAUACCAAGUUACCCUAUCUGGUGGUCCCUAGCGGUGGGCCACCAGUACUCGUCCCUGGGCUCCCAGCCCAUCCUGUGCGGCUCCAUUCCUGGCCUGGUGCCCAAGCAGCUGCGAUUCUGCCGGAACUAUGUGGAGAUCAUGCCCAGUGUGGCAGAAGGUGUGAAGAUCGGCAUCCAGGAGUGCCAGCAUCAAUUCAGGGGCCGUCGUUGGAACUGCACCACCAUCAACGACAAGGCCAUCUUCGGACCAGUGCUGGACAAAGCCACGCGUGAGUCAGCAUUCGUUCAUGCCAUCGCAUCAGCUGGUGUGGCGUUCGCGGUGACACGGUCUUGUGCGGAGGGUUCGGCCACCAUCUGUGGUUGUGACACGCGCCACAAGGGUCCGCCCGGCGAGGGCUGGAAGUGGGGCGGCUGCAGCGAGGACGUGGAGUUCGGCAGUAUGGUGUCCCGGGAGUUUGCAGACGCCCGUGAGAACCGGCCUGAUGCGCGCUCCGCCAUGAACCGCCACAACAACGAGGCGGGACGAACAUCUCUGAAUGACAACAUGUUUCUGAAGUGUAAGUGCCACGGCCUGUCAGGCAGCUGUGAGGUGAAGACGUGCUGGUGGUCCCAGCCUGACUUCAGAGUGAUUGGAGACUACAUGAAGGACAAGUAUGACAGUGCUUCAGAGAUGGUGGUGGAGAAGCACAAGGAGUCCCGUGGCUGGGUGGAGACGUUGAGAAGCAAGUACAACUUCUUCAAACCACCCACGGAGCGAGACCUGGUCUACUAUGAGAGCUCGCCCAACUUCUGCGAACCCAACCCAGAAACAGGCUCGUUCGGGACACGCGAUCGCACCUGUAACUUGACGUCGCACGGCAUCGACGGCUGCGACUUGCUGUGCUGUGGCCGGGGACACAACACCCAGACGGAGAAACGGAAGGAGAAGUGCCACUGUAUCUUCCAUUGGUGCUGCUACGUCAGCUGCCAGGAGUGUGUUCGAGUCUACGAUGUUCACACCUGCAAAUAGAUAGGGCCUCUGGCACCACUCUUUCCGCACCUCACCCCAAUUUUUUUUUUUUAAGACUUCAACAUAUAAAAAGAAGCUACUGUACGAGUCGGGCUCAGAGAACUUGAGAGGCUUUGAUUUGACUUUGAUCAAGCGUUAACCGACUCAGCUAUAGUACAGUCAGCUAAUAGGCAAAAAAAUAUAGCCGCCUGUCAUGUGAUGCAGUGGAUUCAGCCUCUGUCUUAGAAUGCUGAGGUAGUUCUAGAACACAGAGGUGCACCCAUGGAGGCUCCAUUCAGACAAACAACAUGAUGAUGUUGAUGAUGUUGAUGAACACCAUCUCAUCGAUAGAGGCAAAAGAGGAGACCAUUACAGAGUGGGCUGAUUGUAGCCAAGGAGGGACUUCAAGUGAUUUCCAGAAAGGUGUUUCAAGGUAUUGGUUUCCUGACACAAGAAAAGAGAACUGUAGGUUUUAUACGGGCUAUAUAAACUGUGCUGUUAACAAGCACCAUAUUGGUGAAUUAUCUGUGUACUCUGUGUCGUCACCUUCAUGUAGAGCAGAACAGCACUGUCUAAACCUUUGGGACACCAUACAAUCUAUGAUGAACAUGUCAUAUUUUUCUUUUCCCACUAGAUAGGCCAGCAGCAAAGUAAAAAUUGGCUAUAUUGUAAAAAUGUAUGAAAACAAAAUGUAUAUUUUUUAUCUUAAUUCAAGGUUACGGUUAGGCAUAAGGUUAGCAGCAUGGUUAAAGUUUGGGUUAGGUUCAGAUUUAAAAUCAGAUUUGAGGAAGAUAAAUGGUAGAAAUUGGACUUUGCCGCUUGCCCAGAUAGUGACAACAAUAUUUUUCAAAAUAUUCUGUGGUACUCUCUGCUCGCCACCCUCAUGGUGUUAUUUUUUAAAUAAAAUGCGUAUGAGUUUAUAUAUCUACAAAAAACAACAUUUCUGAGCUAUGUUCUCAACUUUGUAUUACCAUAACCAGGUUUCCAUCCAACCUUUUUAUUUGCUUAAAGUUUAUGUCGGAUAUAAAAAUGUAAUGAAAGGCCUGAAGGAAACAGCACAUUUGCCGGUAAACUUUCCAAAUGUCGACAAAACAAAAUACUUUAGACAAUGUGCAAACUUUUUGUGUUGCUAAAAUUAAUGAUGCAAAGAAAUGGCAGUGGAAAUGCUUUUAUCUUGGAGACGACUUGUUGUGUGGUCCUCCCAAUACGACUUGGAAAAGAAUGCCAUUUAUUAGGCUUCAGAUUAAAAAAGUUCACAGGGGGUUGAAAGCGCACCGUGAUGAGCUUGAUGCUCCUUUCCAAUAAAUAUCAAGAUACUUAUUCUGGUGACAUGAUGAUCGAUGCUUGGCUACCGUUUGACAAAUAAAAAUAAUCUGCUAUUUUGUCCAUAAUAAUCUCAUCAUGUAGGCUAUACCCACAUUGUAUCUGUAGCUGUUGGCUAGAGCACACGUGCCAAUACCAGAGUAGGCACAUUCGCUAUAUAACGCAACAUUUUUUGUGACAAAACGAUCAGUAGAGUUGAAAAUGUGAUUGAAACCCAUUUAACUUGUAUGGGAAUUCAACCGCGAGAGUAUGUUUUAUGUGUACUACGUCAUCACGUACAGACUUUUAUCUGCAACAAGUCAAUUUGAUGGAAACACAUAUCUGGUGGGAAAAUUUGCAUAUUUUAUUUAUGCAUAUUUUAGAAUAUUCGCAUGAAAAUCUGUCAUCAAUUGGAUGGAAACCUAGCUAUUGAUACACUCAAGAGCACAUGUUCUACUCAACAUUUGUGAUAUUUAAGUGGUAACUAACUUUUCGACUGAGUGAAUGGGAUUUUUUAUGUUAAAUAUAGAUCUAGUGUUAACUUGUUACUAAUGUUGGGGUUAGAAUGCAAUUGUACCUAAGUGAUUGUUGUUUUUACAUUUCAUGUAUUCUCAAAUCCUCUGGCUUUUUUUAUCUGUGGUAUUAAUUGGGAUUAUUCUGAUCUCAAAAAGCCCAUGAGCACAAAUCAACCAAACAACAGGUUUGAAAUUAAGAAUAUUAAGAAAGCAUUGACGUUUAUCCCUAUACAUUGUAAUAUAAAUGUAUCAUCGGAACUUUGCUACAAGAGGUUUGGCCACAGUACGGUCGAUGAUAAAACAAAGUAUAGCCCAAAGACAAAUUACUUUCAGCUGGAGGAGCAUCAGGUGGUCAGUCUAAAGUGAGUUUGAAAGUUCAGCACUUGUGUCUAGUUGAAGAGUACGAAGCUUAUUCUCCUCGUUUUUAUCAGUGUUAGUAACGUUCACAGAAACACAGUGUGUAUAUCACCACGUGACCUGGUGCAGACAAACCCAUGCUAUUUAGUGUUUGAGAAUGAACGUUUGUGAAAGGGAAUUGCCCACUAGAAUAAUUCAGUUUUUUUGUUAUGCCCAUGAAUGCACGUAUGCUAUGUUAUCUGUAAGCUAUUACUUAUUGUAAUCUGAAAUGCUCCUCAGCGUAUACUUUGUAUGUCAUGAACAGCAAUCUGAUGGCAAGUGGUAACCCAGAUGCAGUUGCUGUAAAACAAUGACCAAAAACUGUGUAUCUGAUUCUGAUUCCUGGCUUAUUCUUUCUCCUCCAACCAUAGAAAUAGCAGCAUCACUGAAACUAUCAAGACUUUCCCCUUUGUAUGCUGCUAAUUAUUAACAUGUAUGUAUGUACAGUGCCUUCAGAAAGUAUUCAUAUUUCUUGACUUAUUCCACAUUUUGUUGUGUUACAGUUUGAAUUAUAAAUAUAUUUUUUUCUCACCCAUCUACACACAAUACCCAAUAAUGGCAAAGUGAAAAUAUAUGUUUUAAAUAUAGCAAAUGUAAUGAAAAUGAAAUACAGAAAUAUCUAAUUUCCAUAAGUAUUCACACCCCUGAGUCAAUACAUGUUAUAAUCACCUUUGGCAGUGAUUACAGCUGUGAGUCUUUCUGGGUAAGUCUCUAAGAGCUUUGCAUGCCUGGAUUGUACAAUAUUUGCCCAUAAUUUUUUUCAACAUUCUUCAAGCUCUGUCAAAUUGAAUGUUGAUCAUUGAAGAAGCUGAAGCUAGAAACAAAUAUUUUCGGGACUUGCCAUAGAAUUUCAAGCAGAUUUAAGUCAAAAUUGUAAAUUGGCCACUGAAGAACAUUCACUGUCUUCUUGGUAAGCAUCUCCAAUGUAGAUUUGGCCUUGUGCUUUAGGUUAUUGUCCUACUGAAAGGUGAAUUCAUCUCCCAGUGUCUGUUGGAAAGCAGACUGAAUCAAAGGCGAGUUCAACAUGGCUUCUGUUUGCAGGGAACAUGUUGCCAGAGUAACAAUUUCAGUUGAACGAUUUUAAUGAACAUUCAAAAAUGUUAUGGUGAAAUAUCAAACAGCUACUUUUUGUAAGGAUUACUGUGGCUUUUUAGCGACAAUAUUCAACCUAAAAACGACUUAGCUAUUCUUACUAAAUAUAGUAGAAAUUAUACAUGGCCUCUUCAUUAUUUCAGCGGCAUUUUAGACCCGAAACAGACACUUAUGUUUGCCGCACACUAUCUUCUCAGACUGUUAGCUAACGUUAGCGAAUGAUCGCGGCUAACACAAAACAAACGGAAUAUGUCAGCUAACGUUAGCCAACAUUUGCAAACUAUUUCCCUUGUUGAAUACACCACAGCCUUUCCUCUAGGAAAACCACUAUGCUUGAAAAUAUGCAGUGGUACUCAGUAAUGUGUUGUGUUGGAUUUGCCCCAAACAUAACACUUUGUAUUCAGUACAAAAAGUUAAAUGCUUUGCCUCAUUUCUUGCAGUAUUACUUUAGUGCCUUGUUGCAAACAGGAUGCAUGUUUUGGAAUAUUUUUAUUAUGUACAGGCUUCCUUCUUUUCACUCUGUCAAUUAGGUUAGUAUUGUGGAGUAACUACAAUGUUGUUGAUCAACGCUCAGUUUUCCACUAUCACAGCCAUUAAACUCUGUAACUGUUUUAAAGUCACCAUUGGCCUCAUGGUGAAAUCCCUGAGUGGUUUCUUUCCUCUCCAGCAACUGAGUUAGGAACGACGCCUGUAUCUUUGUAGUGACUGGGUGUGACUGGGUGUAUUGAUACACCAUCCAAAGUGUACUUAAUAACUUCACCAUGCUUCACCAAGGGGUUGGAUACUCAUUGGCUCUAGACAUUUCAGCUCUUCAUUUUGAAUGAAUUGGUAAAAAAAUAUAUAUAAUAUUCCACUUUGACUUUAUGUGGUAUUGUGUGUGACAAACAAAUCUCAAUUUAAUCCAUUUCAAAUUCAGGCUGUAACACAACAAAAUGUGGAAAAGAUCAAGCGGUGAGAAUACUUUCAUAAGGAACUGUAUGUUUAUGUAUGUUAUUAUUCUUUCUAUGAAAGAAAGUGUUUAGACUUAGUUUGAACAACAAUGUGAAGUUUUCUACUAAUUAGUUCAUUUUGCAUAUAGACAGCAUAGACAUGUAUGUACAUUAACCAAAUAGACAUAUUUUGAUAAGUAUUGUUUGCUAUUCUUUGUUUUGGUUGGGGAAUCAUGUAUUGACUGGUCCAACUGUUGAUUCACAAUUAUGUAGAGCAUUUGCUUAGAUGAACUACUCAUUGCUUGGACAAAUCUGACACCUGUUUCACAGGUCUACUGUACAUCAGUACACCUAUAUCAUGUGAGACCAAAUGCAAAAUAAUAUUCAUACCUUUUGCAGAACAAAAAUUACACUACUGAACCUUAAAUCAGAAGUUAUGAAGACCAUAAGGAGCAAAGAACUUCAGCAAUAGUGUUGCUGGUUCCAGAAGCUCCUGAGAAAUAGUAAAGGUUGAUGGUUAAUGAAAUAGUCAACUAUAUAUUUUCUGUCUCAGGCAUGUGUAGCUCUCACCAUGUCCAUCUUCCAUAGACUUAGACAUUCCUCAUACAUUGACCCUAUCACGGUUCACAUUAUAUGACUUUUUGACUAUGAUAAACUACUGAGCAACCAUUGUUGAUACCAGAUGUGCUUUUCUGCAUUUAUAUUUCAUUUAAUGUUUUGUCUGUCUGUCUGUCUGUCUGUCUGUCUGUCUGUCUGUCUGUCUGUCUGUCUGUCUGUCUGUCUGUCUGUCUGUCUGCCUGCCUGCCUGCCUGCCUGCCUGUCUGUCUGUCUGUUUGUCUGUCUGUCUGUCUGUCUGUCUGUCUGCCUGCCUGCCUGCCUGUCUGUCUGUCUGUCUGUCUGUCUGUCUGUCUGUCUGUGUAAAUUUGCAAAUUUGCAAUUUGCUGAUGUUAUAAACGUUUUCUUAUGGUCUUUAAAUCCAAAGUUUUGUACAAAUUAGUUUUUGUGUUUUUAUGGAUUUCUAAAGUCUGAUGUUUUUAUGAUUAUUUAUUUUACCGUAAGUGUAUAUAUUAGUAAGUAAGAGUAUAUAUUUGCAGAUAAAAUCCUUUUUCGAGACAGUGUUGUUACUUGUAGCACUGUAACAGUUUUACCUCAAUGUCUGUUUUAAAACUGAUUGUACACAGGAUACUGUUUGUUCUAUUGUCUGUACUAGAUUGAUAGAUGUUAACUUUAUAAUAACAUAA
Molecule: messenger RNA, 6922 nt
Organism: Salvelinus fontinalis (brook trout)
Lineage: Eukaryota; Metazoa; Chordata; Actinopteri; Salmoniformes; Salmonidae
Product: protein Wnt-3a
Exons: 4
Coding region: 389-1468 (359 amino acids)
Biological process (GO): neuron differentiation; canonical Wnt signaling pathway; multicellular organism development
Cellular component (GO): extracellular region
Molecular function (GO): frizzled binding; cytokine activity
Source: RefSeq, a predicted model, not a curated record